Molecule: messenger RNA, 504 nt
Organism: Pyricularia oryzae 70-15
Lineage: Eukaryota; Fungi; Ascomycota; Sordariomycetes; Magnaporthales; Pyriculariaceae
Exons: 3
Coding region: 1-504 (167 amino acids)
Source: RefSeq, a predicted model, not a curated record
AUGGCAUGUAAACAGGACGUCCAAAUCCGAAGAGUGGCUCAUGUAAAUGCGGCUGACAAGGAGGUAGCAAUGCAGCAACACAUGCCAAGCCACCGAAUACUGCCUCCCCCGGAAAGAGCCCCAUGGGGCUGGUGGCGGGUGGACGAACCCAACACUACCGGUAUAAAAAACUGCGCCGAUGCCGAGCCGGGUCCGGCUCCUGGUUUUCGGGCCUUCUUGGCCCCCCUAUACCAUUACGCCCUGCCCGCCGAGUCGGGCUGUGCGGUUGCGACCGGCAAAUCCGACCCAGCCUUUUGUUUUUUUGUCUGUCUUUUCCGGCGGCAGGGUCUAGCGACAUGGCGCCACGCGGCAGAAAAUCAGCCCGUCAAGGCUGUCCGAAAGAGGAAGCAACAUUCUGAUCGAUCCCUGAAUGUCGCGUCGUGCACGCCAUCGGGGAGAAAAAAAGGGGUUCGCAGGGCUGUUGGGCCGAUUGUGAACUUGUGUCUUGUCGUUGGUCAGUUUUAA